GUCACACUGAACAUAUGUUCCGCGGAGAAUGGCUGCGAUUUCGCGUCGGUAAAAAUAGCAAAUACUCGUUGAUGUGCUGCGGGAAAGCCUCCUCCCCGGCCCCAAAGUGGCCCCGAGAGAAGUGAGCAAAUGUGCGCGCCGCAAGAUAGGAGCCGCCGAACGAUAGACAGUGACGAAAGCGCUUUAAUUCAAGUACCAGCCGCCCCGCAAUUACGAUGAGUGUGUCGCGCGGCGGCAACACAACGCUGGACCUGCAGCCGCUCCUCGCGGACGACGACGGCGACGAUGGCAGGAAGCAGGAGGAGAAGAUCGGCGGACCGGGCGGCGGCGGAGGAUCGCUGCUCAAUGGUUCCGACUCCAAGGAGCUGAGCCACCGGGAGCGCGAGGACUCCGCGGUGUUCGUGAAGAAGAUCGGGAGCGCCCUCUUCUACGGCCUGUCCUCCUUCAUGAUCACGGUGGUGAACAAGACGGUGCUGACCUCCUACCACUUCCCCUCGUUCCUCUUCCUCAGCCUGGGCCAGCUGACGGCGAGCAUUGUGGUUUUGGGCAUGGGCAAGCGCCUCAAACUGGUCUCCUUUCCACCGCUGCAGCGGAGCACCUUUGCCAAGAUCUUUCCGCUGCCGCUGAUCUUCCUGGGCAACAUGAUGUUUGGCCUGGGGGGGACCAAGACCCUCAGCCUGCCCAUGUUUGCCGCUCUGCGUCGCUUCUCCAUCCUGAUGACAAUGCUGCUGGAGCUCAAGAUCCUGGGACUCAGGCCCUCGAAUGCGGUACAAAUCAGCGUUUACGCCAUGAUCGGCGGCGCCCUGCUGGCCGCCUCCGAUGAUUUGUCCUUCAACAUGCGGGGCUACAUCUAUGUGAUGAUCACCAACGCCCUGACCGCCUCGAAUGGGGUGUAUGUGAAGAAGAAGCUGGACACCUCGGAGAUCGGCAAGUACGGCCUGAUGUACUACAACUCGCUGUUCAUGUUUUUGCCCGCCUUGGCACUCAACUAUGCGACGGGGGAUCUGGAGCAGGCGCUGAACUUUGGACAAUGGAACGACUCGGUGUUUGUGCUGCAGUUCCUGCUCAGCUGCGUCAUGGGAUUCAUACUGUCGUACAGCACCAUCCUCUGCACGCAGUUCAACUCGGCGCUGACCACCACCAUUGUGGGCUGCCUCAAAAACAUUUGUGUGACCUAUCUGGGCAUGUUCAUUGGCGGCGACUAUGUCUUCUCGUGGCUCAACUGCAUCGGGAUCAACAUCAGCGUGCUGGCGAGCCUGCUCUACACGUAUGUCACCUUCCGGCGGAAACGGGCGCCCGAUAAGCAGUUGCCCAGCAGCAACCGCGGCGAGAAUGUCUAGCUUCGUCUUAGCUCAAACUCAAGCCAAAGCCAUACGAUAUGUUUAUGUUCUGCAUUCUACGACUUCGUAUUCGAUUUUCCUAUAGCCACACAGCGCAUCGUCUCUGUACAUAUUAAUAGCUAUGUAUCUUAAAACAAAACGAGUGUAAUAUUUAGCAAUUAUGUAAUUUUAAUCACUUUGUACAUU
Molecule: messenger RNA, 1526 nt
Organism: Drosophila takahashii
Lineage: Eukaryota; Metazoa; Arthropoda; Insecta; Diptera; Drosophilidae
Gene: frc
Product: fringe connection
Cellular component (GO): Golgi apparatus
Molecular function (GO): UDP-N-acetylglucosamine transmembrane transporter activity; UDP-N-acetylgalactosamine transmembrane transporter activity; UDP-glucuronate transmembrane transporter activity
Source: RefSeq, a predicted model, not a curated record